AUGGCUGAAGAAGGACCGCCGCUCAACUACUUCCCCGACCCCCCGCCCUUCUACAAGCACUUCACUGCUGAGAACCUCGAGCGCCUGGCAGAUAUCGAGAAGGAAGCCAACGACACCAGCCCAUCUACACGGCAUCUCGCGCUCCCAGACGAACUCCGCUACCUGAUCCCACCCCCGCCUCCGAGCGCCCAUGAAUCGUUCCACGUCUUCGGCGAGCUUGCCAAAAGCUCGGGCACCAACAACUUCGCGCAGACAAUGGACUUUGUAUCCAAGACUCUCGGCGAGCAGUUUGUCUUGAGUGAUUGGACAUAUACGCAGCUCUACCCCUCCACCGCCGACCCGUCCAACUCGACCGAAGCGAACAUCGACCGUCAGCAGUACCUCAACCGCUUCAACCGCUCCAUCAUCAUCGAAUACAUAUCCCUCCUGGGCAUCGUCGCGCUGAACCCUACCAGCGAGCACAAGGACAAGAAGCUCAAGCACAUCCUGACGCUGGUGUGCAACAUGCAUGCCCUGAUCAACGAGUACAGGCCGCACCAGGCGCGCGAGACGCUGAUCAGGAUCAUGGAGGAGCAGGUCAGACGCAAGAAGGCCGAGGUGCAGGGCGUCAAGGACAUGCGGGGGAAGGUGGAGAGCGUGCUGGACGGAUUCGGGACCGCUGUGAAGGGCGAGACGGGGACAGAUACGGAGGACAGCGAGGAGAGGGUGUGGGGCGAGGCGGACAAGAGGAGGGACGCGCAGAGGGGAACGUGGGAUGCUCUGGAGGAGCUUGUGCAGUGA
Ascochyta rabiei is the source of this 780-nucleotide messenger RNA. Its product is annotated as Mediator of RNA polymerase II transcription subunit 7. The coding region runs from base 1 to 780 and encodes 259 amino acids. Gene Ontology annotation, cellular component: core mediator complex; mediator complex. The record is from RefSeq and is a predicted model, not a curated record. The transcript has a single exon. Gene Ontology annotation, molecular function: transcription coregulator activity. Gene Ontology annotation, biological process: regulation of transcription by RNA polymerase II. Lineage: Eukaryota; Fungi; Ascomycota; Dothideomycetes; Pleosporales; Didymellaceae.